UUCUCCACUUUUUUUUUUUUUUUUUCUAAGUUGCGCCUUUCUCCCGAAGGCGAAGACCGCCGCCGCCGCCGAAAUAUCAGGUUGGAGUAGGGUAGGAUUUGUAAGUUGAGUUUAGAAUAGUAAAGGGUUUUUGGAGAGAGGACAAUUAGGGUUUUGCAGAGACAAUCGAUCGGAAUGUCGAAGAAACGCAGCCGAAUCACCAAUCCGGAGCCGUUUUUGCCGCUAGGUGCGGACGCCUUCUCGUCGAAGAAGCGUUCCAAGCCGCCGAAGCGCCACCAGGAUGAAGAGACGCUGGUUCCUUCUUCUGUCAGUUCCAGGAUUCUUAAGGAGGCUCGUCUUCAGCAAAGAGAAAUCCUGCACGAGGAAGAUGACGAGGCCCAAGUUGUUCAGAAUGAUUCUGAAAAUAAAAUAGUGAUUGCUCAAAUGCACGGACUUAAAGGCGGCGAUGAGGAGGAGGAUGACGUUGAUGAUUUUGAAGGGUUCUCUGAGAGCCAGAGUCAAUUUGGGCAAUGGGAUUUUCAGGAUGAGAUUAAUGAGGAGGAUGAGAAGUUGCUGGAAGCCUUUCUAUCAAAAGAGGAUCGGCCUCAGCGCACAUUGGCCGAUAUUAUUCUUGAGAAGAUUAAACAAAGUGAUGCCCAAGUAUCUUCAGUGGAGCAGCCAAUGCCGAAAUUGGACAGCUCAAUUAUUGAGCUGUACAAGGGUGUUGGGAAGCUUCUUAGCAAGUAUAACUCUGGGAAGAUGCCAAAAGCUCUUAAACACAUACCUUCUCUGCAAUUCUGGGAGGAAGUCUUAUACUUAACUGAGCCCGAGAAUUGGUCACCUAAUGCAAUGUACCAAGCAACUAGGAUUUUUGCAUCUAACAUGAGCGUCAAGAAGGUUGAACGAUUCUAUAAGCUUGUCUUGCUGCCACGUGUGAGAGAUGAUAUCCGAAAGAAUAAGAGGCUGCACUUUGCCUUGUAUCAGUCCUUGAAAAAGGCUCUUUACAAACCUGCCGCUUUUAAUAAGGGAAUCCUAUUUCCCUUGUGUGAGUCAAGGACAUGUACUUUAAGAGAAGCCGUCAUUAUUGGGAGCAUCAUCGAGAAGAUUUCAAUUCCCUCUCUACAAUCAAGUGUCGCAUUGUUGAAGCUUGCGGAGAUGGAAUACUAUGGUACCACGAGCUAUUUCAUCAAAUUAUUAAUUGAGAAGAAGUAUGCUUUGCCGUAUCGAGCACUUGAUGCUUUGGUUGCUCAUUUUAUGAGAUUUUAUGACGACGAAAGAGUAAUGCCUGUUAUAUGGCAUCAAUCUCUUCUUGCAUUUGCUCAAAGGUACAAACAUGAGUUGACAAAGGAGGACAAGGUUAACCUCAACACUCUGGUUCAAAGGCAAAGGCACAAAUUAGUUACACCUGAAAUAUUGAGAGAGUUGAAUAACAGCCGCAACCGUGGGGAGAAAGAUGACGAUCUUAUGUCAAUUUCAACUCCAGUUUAUGUAGUAUCCAAAACUAUUGUGGAAGACAGGUUUGAUCUCCCAGAAGUGCCAAUGGAAGAAGACUGACCAAUUUCUUUCCUGAAUUUUGAUUGCCCGAAUGACCUUAUUGUGAUGUUCUCAUCGACCUCCAUGUCAGCGCUAUGCUAUGUUUAUCUGAGGUAAGCUUUGAGCCGAUUGAUGGUUUUUGGGUGCAUUUUUGUUGUAUUAGAUUAUUAGCUGAAUAUUGAGUUAAAUUAUUGCAAAUUUAGCUGUUUUGUUACUUGGGAUGAGUAUUCUUUUUGUGCUUUUUUCAGAAGUAAAUAUAUACUUAUUAUCAUGUUGUUGCUUCUAUUUCUGGAAUUUUGAAGUCAUUAAACAAUUUGUGUAAUACAAUUAUGGAAGGGUUUGGUGACAAACAUUUUAAUUGAAGAAGCAAUUAGAGUGUGCUUGUUUAGUGUUUAUUUCAA
Andrographis paniculata is the source of this 1913-nucleotide messenger RNA. Its product is annotated as bystin. The record is from RefSeq and is a predicted model, not a curated record. Lineage: Eukaryota; Viridiplantae; Streptophyta; Magnoliopsida; Lamiales; Acanthaceae. Gene Ontology annotation, biological process: rRNA processing. Gene Ontology annotation, cellular component: cytoplasm; nucleolus; preribosome, small subunit precursor. Gene Ontology annotation, molecular function: snoRNA binding. The coding region runs from base 175 to 1533 and encodes 452 amino acids. The transcript has 13 exons.